GGUUUUUUGAAUAUUGUUUACAUUUGGCAUAUCGUUUAGAGUUCAAAACUUGGCAGGUCAGAGCUAUCAACAAAAACGCAUUUAAUGAUAGAUAACAAUUAAUACAAAAUAAAAUUCGAUCUGAACUGGGACUUUUAGUCGACGUGGACAUGGCACUACAAAUGAUGGUAAUACAGCACGAAAAUUUUUUAGAAACGCUGAAAUAUCUGCAAAUUGUACAGGCUUAAAUGUGGAAUUGAUCCAGCAAUGUGGAAAUAUUUUAUCAGCUAUGGCCAGCGGAAUGAUAAUUAAUAUAGAUUACUUUGAAGAGUAUUGUUUAAAAACAGCAAAGAUGUUUGUCACGUUAUAUCCAUGGUACUACAUGCCCGCGAGUGUGCAUAAAGUGUUAUUACACGGUGCAGAUGUUAUAAGAUUUGCACCACUUCCUAUUGGUAAACUAUCUGAAGAAGCGCAGGAGAGUCGAAACAAAGACUACAAACAAUACAGAGAGCAUAAUACUCGUAAAAACUCUAGGCUAAAUACAAACGAGGAUUUGUUACAUAUAUUGUUGAUUUCGUCAGACCCGUAUAUUUCGUCCAUUCGAAAUGUGUCAAAACAAAAUGAACAUGAGUUAUCAGAUGAUGUAAAAAAAUUAUUGAUAAUACCAGAAUCAGAUGAAGACGAAGAAAGUGACAUAAAUCAAUCUUUUUCAGAAAUCACGCUGACUGAUUAAUCAGUGAUUUAUCUCGGAAGAUUAUAUUAUACACAAUUAUUUAAAUUUGAUGGUUAAUUUAGUUCAUU
Molecule: messenger RNA, 780 nt
Organism: Aphis gossypii (cotton aphid)
Lineage: Eukaryota; Metazoa; Arthropoda; Insecta; Hemiptera; Aphididae
Exons: 4
Coding region: 269-712 (147 amino acids)
Source: RefSeq, a predicted model, not a curated record